Molecule: messenger RNA, 2523 nt
Organism: Pipistrellus kuhlii (Kuhl's pipistrelle)
Lineage: Eukaryota; Metazoa; Chordata; Mammalia; Chiroptera; Vespertilionidae
Gene: MINPP1
Product: multiple inositol-polyphosphate phosphatase 1
Exons: 5
Coding region: 468-1925 (485 amino acids)
Molecular function (GO): acid phosphatase activity; inositol phosphate phosphatase activity
Source: RefSeq, a predicted model, not a curated record
GGACUUGAUGAGAUGGUUCAGACUAUAUUUUGAAAAGCAGAACAGAACGGGUAAGGAUGGUGAUACAGAGCCAGCUGUACAAAGGUGUUCCUGUUUUGCAACUGUGGAGGCUCAGGCUUUGUCCGGGCUUAUUCACACCUUUGACCCUUCAGACAGCGGGGGCGUUGUGGCGUCAGCCCUGAGGCACCUGCGCCCGACGAGGAAACUCGCCCACAUCCGGGCCAGCGCCGCCGGCGCCGCCCAAACCGCCGGUCCCCAAAGCUCCUCGGGCUUCUCUCCGGUUUCAUUUGAGCCCAGGGCCACGCGGCUCCUCGCCUCUUCCCGCCGGCGCCCAAGGUCCAUCACCAGCGGCUGUUCCUGGAGGGUCUCCACCGGAAGCGACGCCUAGUCCCGCCCCCCCUGCUCGCCGGAGCCGGAAGUCGGCGGCUGCCGCCCGGUCCCGCCCCCCUCGCGGGCCCACGCGCACCAUGCUCCGCGGCGCCCGCUGCCUGCGCGGGGCUCCCUCGCCUCCCUCCGCGGUCCUGGCGGUGGCUCUGCUCUCGUCGCUGUCGCGCUGCUCCCUCCCGGAGCCGGAGCCCCCCGCGGUCUCGGCGCUCAGCCCCUUCUUCGGCACCAAAACCCGCUACGAGGAUGCCAACCCCGGGCUGCGGCGCGACCCCGUGUCGCCGCGGCGCGACCCGGAGCUGCUGGAGGAGACCUGCACCCCGGUGCAGCUGGUCGGCCUCAUCCGCCACGGCACCCGCUACCCGACGGCCAAGCAGAUCCGCAAGCUGCGGCAGCUGCACGGGCUGCUGGAGGCCCGCGGGCCCCGGGCCGACCCGGCCGCCGGCAGCCGAGACCUGGGCGCCGCGCUGGCCGCCUGGCCGCUGUGGUACGCGGACUGGAUGGACGGGCAGCUGGUAGAGAAGGGGCGGCAGGACAUGCGGCAGCUGGCGCAGCGCCUGGCCGCCCUCUUCCCGGCCCUCUUCCGCCGCGAGAACUACGGCCGCCUGCAGCUCGUCACCAGCUCCAAGCACCGCUGCGUGGAGAGCGGCGCCGCCUUCCUCAAGGGGCUGUGGCAGCACCACCACCCGGGCCUCACGCCCCCCGACGUGGCAGACAUGGAGUGUGGACCUCCAAGAAUUAAUGAUAAACUAAUGAGGUUCUUUGAUCAUUGUGAAAAGUUUUUAACUGAAGUGGAAAGGAAUGAUACGGCUCUUUAUCAUGUAGAAGCCUUCAAAACUGGACCAGAAAUGCAGCACAUUUUAAAAAAAGUUGCAGCUACUUUGCAAGUGCCAGUCAACAAUUUAAAUGCAGAUUUGAUUCAGGUAGCUUUUUUCACCUGUUCAUUUGACCUGGCAAUUAAAGGUGUUAAAUCGCCUUGGUGUGAUGUUUUUGACACAGAUGAUGCAAUGGUAUUAGAAUAUUUAAAUGAUCUGAAACAAUAUUGGAAAAGAGGAUAUGGGUAUACUAUUAAUAGUCGGUCCAGCUGCAUCCUGUUUCAGGAUAUCUUUCAGCACUUGGACAAAGCAGUUGAACAGAAAAAAAGGUCUCAGCCAAUUUCUUCUCCAGUCAUCCUUCAGUUUGGUCAUGCAGAGACCCUUCUUCCACUGCUUUCACUCAUGGGCUACUUCAAAGACAAGGAGCCCCUCACAGCAUACAAUUACAAGGAGCAAAUGCAUCGGAAGUUCCGAAGCGGUCACAUUGUACCUUAUGCCUCAAACCUGAUAUUUGUGCUUUACCAUUGUGAAAAUGCUAAGACUCCUAAAGAAGAAUUCCGAGUGCAGAUGCUAUUGAAUGAAAAGGUGUUACCAUUGGCUAACUCGCAAGAAACUGCUUCUUUGUAUGAUGAUCUGAAGGACCACUACAAGGACAUCCUUCAGAGUUGUCAUACCAGUGAAGAAUGUCAAAUACCAAAGGUGAACAACACAUCUGACGAACUAUGAGUAACUGGAGAACAUUUUUAAUUUAUCAGGAAUCUAUAGGGUGUGAUUACAUGCUUGGAAUAGGUGGGCAAUCCCUGGUUACAGAAAGCUUUCACAUUACUUGGGCAUUUCUGUCUUCAUAGAAAAACAUUGAGUUUCUUUUUAAAUCUGGACAUGAACGUGUAAGCAACAAUUCUUCACUGGAGCAGCUCUCUCAAGGGGAAAAAUAUUCAAAGAAAUAGGUGGCAUUGCAAAUGUUUACAGAAGUUAAAUUCUUCCUAUUUUUACAAGAAAUCUCACACUGAGAAUAUGUUUUCAAAAUAAUGCUUGAAAAUGCUAGAGUAACAAAGUAUGUCAGUUGAAUGAUCCAUAACUUGAUUGAACCAAGUCCAGGAACUUUACCAGUUGUGCUGCAAUUCUCUCUUUUUCCCCCUCAAGUAGCAUAGUACUAGUAUCAUCUUUCAUAAUCAGAAAUAUUUUGAUAAACUGGGAAUAUCAUUUUGGAAGAAAACUAAGAUCUCUGAGAAUUCGAAACAAUAUGAAGCAGUCUGAUGUAAAGGGACACUUUCAUUGAAGAAAGACAAAAAAUAAAAUACAAUAAAUGUUUUUGUUAAUAGUA